Messenger RNA from Adineta steineri, 1167 nucleotides. Lineage: Eukaryota; Metazoa; Rotifera; Eurotatoria; Adinetida; Adinetidae. The record is from the annotation of a GenBank genome assembly.
AUGUUACUUAUUCAAUCUCCAAGUAUAAUUUUUGCAUUUAUAUUUUCAAUCGUUUCAAUUAUUUUAACAAUUUUAACAUUUAAUAUUGGUUAUAAUCAUCCAAAACAUCAUAUACAAUUUCUCAUUAUUUUACCUCCAUUAAAUAGUGUAUUUUUAUUUUUAUUAUCAUUAACAUGGAUUGAACGUCGUUUUCGUUUAUCAUAUAUUCCAUUUAUAUGUCUAGUUAUAUUAUUAAUUUCAUCAAUAACAUUAACAAUAGUAUCAUAUUUAUUUUUAUCAUUAUCAAUUAUAAUUUAUUUAAAUUUGAUUUUCUAUUCUAUUUUAACUAGUAUAGUAUUAUUAAUAAUUCUAAUUGUUAUUAUAUCUUAUUUAUAUGGUUCAAUAAAUAAUUAUCAAUGUCGUACUAAAUCGACAAUAGAUCAACAAAAUAAUGAAUUAUUAAAAAAUAAUAAUACAUUUCAAGUUGAUAAACUUGUAUUAAAUAUCAAUGAAAAUGAAUUAAUUUUAUUUAUGUCGUAUUUUCCUGGUAGACAUACAUAUCAUGAUAUACAAAAUAUAGUUAAUGAUUUAAAUCAAAUUAAUGUUGAUUCAAUAUUAACAUUAAAUGAAACAAAAGAAUUAUCAUUUAUGAAUAUAACAAAUGAUAAUCGUUAUAAUAUGGAUACAUAUUCAACCUAUAUAAAACGAGCAAAUAUUGAACAUAUUAUUUAUCCAAUUCGUAAACGUUUUAUACCUAAAUCAAUUAGUGAUUAUAUGCAAUUUUUAUAUGGAAUUAUCAAUAAUAUCAAUCGUUGUAAUUAUAAUCGAUUACUUGUUCAUUGUAUGAGUGGAUUAGGAAGAACUGGUAUGACAGUUGUUUGUUUUGAACUUCUUUAUGAAUAUAUUAUGAAUGAAAAUGAACGAAAAAAAGGACAUAAAUUUAUUGAACGAUUUUGUCAUUAUCCUUUAUUACUUGAGAAUUAUUGUCGAGUAUGCAAAUCUAUUUCAAAUGUCAGAAGAAUAAGACCAGGAAGUAUCCAUAAUCCAUUACAAAUCUUAUUUGCACAUGAAUUUUAUGCACGUUUAAAAUCUGAAUCUUAUAUGCAACAAAUCACAGAAAUAAUUAAUCUUAAUGAAAAACGUCUAUUGGACAAUUUUGAAGAAUUACGUUUACCAACAAAUAUAUAA